GACCAAUCGUUCCUAUGAAGAUCACCGUGCAGUCGUCGAAGCUGGUCACGGGCAGCUCCAGCGGCGGUCGUCCUUCUUCCGCCGAUGCCGCCGAGGCGGUCCCGCUCACGGUGUUCGACAAGCUCCACUACGAUCUGUACGUGCAUGCCUUAUACUUCUUCCACCCGCCAGCGCCGCCCAGCUCCGUCCUCGAGGCCGGGCUCGCCGCCGCGCUGGCCGAGUACCCGGAGUGGGCCGGGCGGCUCGGCGUGGACGCGCGCGGCAACCGCGCCAUCCUGCUCAACGGCGCGGGCGCGCGGCUCGUCGAAGCCACGGCCGCCGCCGCCGACGUCUGCUCGCUCGACAGCGUCGUGCCGCCGGAGCCAGCGACUCCCGCGACCAUGAGCCUGCACCCCAGCGCCGAGGACGCCGUCGACGGCGAGGUCCUGCUGCUCCAGGUCACGCGGUUCGCCUGCGGCUCCUUCGUCGUGGGCACGGCGGUGCAGCAUGUCGUCGGCGACGGCGCCGCCUUCCACUGCUUCGUGAGCGCCUGGGGCCAGGCCUCGCGCGGCGCCGCCGUGGACCCCGCGCCCGUGCACGACCGCGUGUCCUUCUUCGUGCCCCGGCACCCGCCCUUGGUCGAGUUCGAGCACCGCGGCGCGGAGUACAAGCGGCCGCCUCGCCCUCGCGAGGGCGAGGAGAAGGCCGGGGGCAGCGAGUCAGGGGCCAAGGCCAAGGCCAACGCCGACGUCGGCGAAAAGCAGCUGGUGACGCGUAGGGUGAACUUUAGCCGAGAGUUCGUCGCCGAGCUCAAGACGAGGGCGUCAGCGGGGGCGCCCUUGCCGCGGCGGUACAGCACGCUGCAGUGCGUGGCGGCGCACCUGUGGCGGUGCGUGACGAGGGCGCGGAGGCUCGACGCGCGCGCCCGCACCACCCUCCGCAUCGCCGUGAACGGGCGGUCGCGGAUGAGGAACCCGCGGGUGCCCGAGGCGUACGCCGGCAACGUCGUGCUCUGGGCGCGGGCGACCGCGGCCGCAGGCGGCCUGGUACGGAGCCCGCUCCCGGAGGCCGUGCGGCUCGUGUCCGAGGCGGUGGCGGCCGUGGACGACGCCUACUUCAGGUCCGUCAUCGACUUCGCCAGCUCCGGGGCCCUGGAGGAGGAAGGCCUGGUGCCGGCGGCCGACCCGUUGGAGACGGUGUUCAGCCCGGACGUCGAGGUGUACAGCCUGCUGGGGGCCUCGUUCCAGGACUUCGACUUCGGCGGUGGCCCGCCCUUCUUCUUCAUGCCGAGCUACUCGCCCGUGGAGGGCGCCGUAUUCGUCGUGUCGUCUUUCUCCGGCGACGGCAGUAUCGACGCCUACGUCCCUCUCUUCAGCCACGCGAUGGACAUCUUCGACAAAUGCUGCCACUCCCUGCCUGCUGCGGACGCACGACUUUAGGCGCGUUGACUUUGCUUCGUCCGAGAUGAUACAUUUCGUGAAAUAAUCAUUUGCAAAAAAAAGAAGUAAGAUGGAUUCGGUUAUCAUGUCAGGAGAUGAAUAUUAAGGUAGAUAAUUAAGAUAUUUCC
This is a messenger RNA of Zea mays, 1546 nucleotides long. Its product is annotated as agmatine coumaroyltransferase-2. The record is from RefSeq and is marked validated. Gene Ontology annotation, molecular function: acyltransferase activity, transferring groups other than amino-acyl groups. The coding region runs from base 15 to 1418 and encodes 467 amino acids. NCBI's taxonomy places the organism in Eukaryota, Viridiplantae, Streptophyta, Magnoliopsida, Poales, Poaceae. The transcript has a single exon.